ACGGGACCGGGUCAGUCCGUUGUUGUUGUCAUUUGCGUGUACGUGUCCGUCGUCGCCUGAUCUAACGAGUUUGUGUGCAUGUCAAUAAUUAUGUCUUUUCAAUGGACAAACCAAAACGUCUUUAAACUGAUAGAAAUGUUCGAAGAAAGAGAAUUAUUAUGGAACACCAUGUUAGAAGAAUACAAAGAUCGUAAUAAAAAACAUAAAGCCUGGUAUGAAAUAGCAAAUGCUUUCGAACUGGAAAGAUCAGUUGUCGAAAAAAAAAUGAGAUCUCUUAUCGGACAGUUUCAAAGAGAAUUAAAGAAGGACAAAUCAGGCGUUGGAUGUGACGAAGUAUCUAACUGGUUCGCUUUUAAGAAAUUGAUGUUUUUAAGGAAUCAUAAUAAACCAGCAAGUACUCGUGAUAUCGGUGAGAAGAACAGCCACAACGACGAACUCUCCGAGCCUUACCACGUCGAAAAUUUCCACAUAGCCGCCCCUAUGCCAAUGGUUUAUGAAUCUACGGACACAACAGCAAACUUGUCAACCAUCUCUAGGAAAAGAACCAAUUCAUACGACGAUAAAUCUGAUGACCCAAUGGGAUAUGGUUUUGCUAAGCAAUAUCAGCCAAGUUCAAAAUCUGGUCACGAUGAAUUUGAAAUUUACGGGCAAUAUGUUGCUUCGGAACUAAGAGAGACUAAAGAUCUGCACUCAGUCCUGGUAGCGAAACGUUAUAUAAACGAUAUAUUGAUCAACGCACGCAUGGGAAAAUAUCGUAAAGAUUCUGCUAGUAAUAAUAGCAAGAGUAAAGGUAUUAAAACUGAACAGGAACAUGAUUCAGAUAUUAAUGAUGAUGAAUAAAAUUACAUGUCUAAAAGAAUGCAGUUUUAAUGAAAUUAUA
Messenger RNA from Cydia strobilella, 880 nucleotides. RefSeq lists its product as uncharacterized. Bases 79 to 840 code for a protein of 253 amino acids. Lineage: Eukaryota; Metazoa; Arthropoda; Insecta; Lepidoptera; Tortricidae. The transcript is spliced from 2 exons. The record is from RefSeq and is a predicted model, not a curated record.